CGUACUUAAGACUACGCGGGAGCUUUUGUUUUGUUUGGGUUUAGUUUCCUGCAGAAAUGUAACUUAACCUAUAUUUCGGCAGUAAAUUGAUUGAUUUAUAAUAAAAAGUAAUGAUCAACAUCGGUAUUUAACUAUACGUAAAGAAUGUUACGGCGAAGGGUCAGAAAGGAUAUAAAAUCACGCUCACGAUCUGUCUCCUAUUCAUCAUCAGAAUAUGAUGAAAGUGAUUUUGGUUCAUCAGCUCCUGUUUUAAGAGUUCGCAAUAAAAUAAUUAAUCGAGGAAGAUGGUUGAAAGAAGAGGAUGAAAGAUUGAAAUUCUAUGUGGAAACAUAUGGAGAAAGCCAGUGGGAGGCUAUAUCCAGGAUGUUUCCUGAUCGAAGUGAUGUGCAGUGCCAACAGCGAUGGUACAAAGUGAUCAACCCUGAAUUAGUGAAAGGCCCAUGGACUAAAGAAGAAGAUGAAAAAGUUAUUGAAUUGGUGAAAAAAUAUGGUCCUAAAAAAUGGACAAUUAUCGCUAAACAUCUGAAAGGGAGAAUUGGGAAGCAGUGUCGUGAAAGAUGGCAUAACCAUUUAAAUCCAGAGAUAAAGAAAACUGCAUGGACAGUAGAAGAAGAGCAACAAAUAUGUCAUUAUCACAGUCUUUGGGGAAACCAGUGGUCUAAGAUAGCAAAGCAGCUACCAGGAAGAACGGAUAAUGCUAUAAAAAAUCACUGGAAUUCUACACUGAAAAAGAAAUUUGGAGUAUCUCAAGAGUCACGCUAUUCAAGUUCGUCUUCAUUUGGUAAAGCAAAGCGGAAAAAAGACCAAGGGAAUCGUGCUUCACGAGCUCGAUGUGAAACAACUUCAACCAGAGCAACAAAAUUAUCUGUUUCAUCUGCAAAUUGCUCUGAUUAUUCAGACAAGCAUUUAGUUGAUUUAUCAAUACCAUCUGUGAAAGUUAAAAUGGAAUUUGAAGUGGAAAAUGAAAAUACUUCUGUAGAUGCAGAGAAGAUGCCUUCUUUUUCUGAUGCUGCAGUGAAAGAUAAUAUUUUACGAUCAAGUUUAGACUAUAUCAGGGACCAUAUUGAUAUAUCCCCUUUGAGUGCAACUGUUGAAGACUUUGAUGUGUCAGACAUUAUGAGUGAUGCUUCUUUGGCCGAUUUAUCCAUGUCUGAUCUUGUUACAGGGGCAAUGAGCCCACCUGUCACUCCAAUAAAAACUGCUCCUCAGUCUCGCAUCACGUAUACUUUUGAUGGAAGUAUAUACCAGGCUUUAAAAGAAGCAGCCCCAAAUGAUAAUUUGAUCCCAAUUCCAUCACCUGUAAUGACAAAACUUGCUUCACCAAAGACUAACUUUAAAAGGAGAAAAGAACUAAAUAUUCCAUCUGAUACAUCUUUUGUGACCGAACCUGGCCAAGAAAGUCUAUUAGAUAUUAGCUUAGAUACUGAACAGCAGUUGCUGAAUUUAAUUUCACAAGGUGCAGCUCCCAGUCCAGCUCCAGAGUUAGUUCCUCAAAUUCUGGAAACCCUUCAGAAUAUUAAUUUUUCUCCCAUAAAGCCUCCAAAUAUUACUAUUAAAAAGGAGCCAAUAUCUUUGAGUGAUGAAUCAAAUGGAUUUUCUCCGGAGCCUUAUUCAGCAACUUCUGAAAUUCAUAAUUAUUUUCAGAACUCCACACCUGUCAAAUGUAAUACACCUCUGAAACCACUCACUUUCUCUCCUUCUCAGUUUUUAAACAGCCCUUCUGUAAGAAGCCCCGUUAAUGCAUUGACAUCAACCCCAAAGAAUACAGUUCAGUUGUAUGAUUCUUUGUAUGAUCUCUUGGGUGAAGGAGGAUCAUCAAGUGUAUUGCAAACACCAAAGCUUCCCAUGUUGAAUGCAUCUCUUCAUACACCGACUCCUUUGAAAGAAAUUUCUGGUGACAUGUCAAAGAGCAGUAUUGACAAAAAUGAGAGAUUUCCCAUUAGAAAUUCUCUGAAAAAAGGUUAUUUCAAUGAAAGAGGAGAAAUGGAAACCUUCAUUGAAACUACUGUGAAAGAUAAAGAGAAUGUUCAACCUGUCAAAAGAGCUCGUAAAGCUUUGCAUAAAAUAUGGAUGUCAGAAAGUGAUGAUUCAGCUAUAUAUAUGGCAAGAGAUAUUUCAAGUCCUGAAACACCUAGCAAAUCUCUUGUUGGCGAUACAUCUGUAACAUUCUCGCCUCCAUCAAUUGUCAAAGAUACUUUGUUGGACAGCAGUUUAAUUCCUGAAUUAAACAAUGAUUUUCUUAUCCCAGCUGCUGUAUCAAGAAAGCCAAAACAAAGAAGGAAGGAAUACCAUAAUUUAAGAAAAUUUGAUCAUUCAGAGGCAUAUUGUAAGUGGGGUCAAGUGGUAUAUGGAAGAACAUUUGAUCAGCUGGAGCUUACUGAAUUAGCUCGUGAGUGGGUCACUUCUCUUCGACCAAGAUCCUUCAAUCUCUGAUGUGAACAUUAUCUGCCUUUUUUAAAUUAUUAUCACAAAUUUUUAUGCUUAGAUCAAGUCCCUGGUGACAUUAUAGAAGUGCUUCAAUCUUAUAUGUGAAUCAACAUGAGGUUGUGGACAUUUUGGAAUACUGGAUAAUUUUAAACAGAUUAUUAAUAUUCAUAUAUUAGUUUAUAUGUGUAAGCCACUGAAUUUUGGAGAUCACAUUUAGAUGCAUUUAAUUAACAGCAUUUAUAAGAGUUCAUACACUAAAUUUUUUUAAUGUAUUGGAAUGAAUUUAAUUUCCUAAAAUUCACAAUUUUAUUUAUUUUAUUUUUUAAAUAUUUUUGCAUUGUACUGCUCUUUGCCAACUCACAGCAAAAAAAUUAACUAUUUCUAAUGGCAUUUAAUUGAAGGAAGCAGUAUAACAUUCCUCUCCCUUUAUUUGCAAAUCUGCAAUAAAAGAUAUUUAACAAUUAAUUUUUUUUUUUUUUUUUUUUUUUUUUUUUACUGAAAUAAAUAGGACUAGAGUCCAUCACAAGUUAGAAACAUGUCUGAGUAAAAAAUUUUUUCAAUAUAUAAUCUUCAAGCUUUAGCUAGAAAACCUAUGAUAAACAGAUGCAGAAAAUGCAUUUUUCAAUACUUUAGAAGAGCUCGUCUGUAAAUUGAAUAAAUCUUGGUUUUUGAAGAUCUAUUCCCAAGUUUGUUUUUCAUUUGAUAAUGUGUAUGAAUUCAGUUUAUGCUUUAUUUAGUCAUUCUUAUCGCUUAUUUUUGCAUGGUACGUAUUAUGGUUACUUUUAUUCCGGUGUAUUUAGUGUUAAGGCAUUUAAUGGUACGAAUUUGUUACUGUUUGUUUACAUAUUUGAGUUUUAUUUUUAGGAAUUUAAAUUUAGUUCAUAAGUUUAAAGAAAGCUAUAUAUUCUUUCUCUGAAGUAAUGUUAAAGUGGUUUUGGCUGACUUUUCUAAACUGUAUGUGACCCUGUUUUAUUAGUUUGUAAUACCCGUUUCAUACAUUUUAAAAUUAUUGACAGUUUAAUUGUUGCUAUUCAUGCAGAUGGUAAAUGUUUAAAGAAUGCUAGCAUUUUGAUUUUGAUAAAAUAUGUUGUAUAUUAUUUAUAAGUUUUAAGAAUAAACAUUAAUUUAUUUCCUAACUUUUAAUAACACAUGAUAAAUAUUUGUAAUUGUUUCACUCUGGCAAACUUCAUGCCCUGUUCUUGAGAAAAAAUUUCAUAUUACCAAUAUAAAAAGUUGUUUUUCAUUCAGUUGCAUAAAUUUUGAAUUAGCCAUUGUUAAUUCAUAAAGUGCAAAAUCUAUGCAGAGUAAUUUAAGAAGAGCAUUCACUUCUUAAUAAUAACAUAUAUUUUAGUAGCAACAACUUUUUAUUUUGGUCUUCACCUAUGUGUUUUCUUUUUUAAAUAUUCUUACUGAGUAGUUUUGAAUUCUAUUACAUAGUAUUUUAUUACUAAUCUUUGGGAAAGUAAGUAAUUAAGAAGAUAAUUGUAAUAUUUGAAUUAUAAUCCUUUUUGGGAGAUAAAAAUUUAUUUUGGUCAUCGAAUUGGGAUCAAUACAAAUGUCAAACUGCAAGUCCUCCUCUUUUUUCCUUUGAAAAUUUUCAUUAUGUAGUGAAUUUAAAUUCCCUGAAAAGAGAUGUGUUGAGCCUUUUUUUAUAUUUAUGUAACAUAAGACAAUAUCCCUCUCUUCCCAAAAAAAGGAAAGAAAAAAGGUGUUUACUGAGUUUUAAUGUUCAGUUUUUAUACUGUAUUGUAUUAUUAUGUUAUGUCUGUUUUAGUUAAAUAUUUCAAUAUGUAUAAAACUUUGUUUUCACAUAUAUAUAUAUAUUCAAUAUCUUUACCUUUUUCAUUUAAACUCCCUGGAAACAGAUAUGGAGAACCUUAUAUAUAUAUUUCUGUUGAAGUAGGGUAGCAGAAGCAACAAAAAACAUUAAUUGUGCUAUUUUAAAAAAACUAAUGACUAUUUAAUUUUUAUGUUGUUAUAUUUGUUCUACUUAGUUAAUUCAUUGUGCAUCAAAUUGAAUUCUUAUAUCUCUAUUUUUAAAAUAAUUUAUUUACUAGAAAUGAGAAAUUUUUAUUAUUAUUUCUACUUUCAUAUAUUACAAGAAUAUGUAAUCAUAUACGAGUACAAAUAAUUAAAUUAUGAAAUUAUAGUUCUUUCUUUAGAAUAAUUAACUGCCUCCAGUAACUUUUAACACCAAUUUUUUAAUAUCAGAUAAAAAUUAAUAUUUUUAUUAAAUUAUUUUCAUGUGCAUGUAUUUUACAUAAUAUUGUAAUUUGUAUACUUACUAAUGCAUGUUUUAAAAAAAAUAUUUUUUUACAUUGAUAUUCAGCUGAUCAUUGAAGUUUUUAAAACUUAAAGUCAAAUUUUUUUAGUACCUUGUAUAUAGAGUUACUGAUUUUAUACAUAGAAUUCUGAAAAACAGUUUACAUCCUUGAAAUUUUUUCUGUAAUGUAUGUAUAUUUUUCUAUAUAAUCAUAUGUGAAUAUUCUUAAAAAUUAUACUACUUCGUGUUCAAAGGAAUGACCAAUUUAUAAUCAACUCCUUAGUUUUGAAGAAAUAUAAAUUUUCAGUGGAAAAAGACUAUGUUUUUAAUUAGUAUAGGAUGAGUUCCUGAUUAUUAUUGAAUUUUUAUUAUUAAUAUAUUGUAAAAACUUUUCUGUGUUUAAUGUAGCAAUCACAAAACAUUAUAUUAAUUAUGUAAAUACAAUUUUUGGACUUGUAUGAAAAUUAUAUAUGUAUGUAUUUUUUUUAAUUUAUUUUUUUAAAAAUUUGUUUGUAGCAAAAUGUUACAGAUUAAAAAAAAAUGCUUCAAGCCUUUCAAACCAUUUUAUAAAUGCUUAAUAAUUGUCAAGAAAAAACUAGUCUAUGCCUCGUGAUCUGGAACAAUCAACAGAGUUAGUAUACAUCCUUCAUUACCUGCAUACAAGGAAAUGAAUUACAAGCGAACAGUUAAUUUGAAAAAAGUUGCAUUAAACUACUAUGAUAAAAAAAAAAUUAAUUACAUUUUGAGAUUAUUUUCCUUAUUUUCAUGAGGAAUAGUACUCUUUCUGUAAAUAUCAGUUCUAAAAUGCCUUCAUGAGAUUUUUUAGUAUUAUUUUAGAUACCUCAAAGGGAAAAAAUGUCUAAUGUUGCAAUGGCAAUGAGUAUUUAAAGAAUGUUUUUUCCCAAAUGAAAAAAGCUUUUAAAUCCAGAGAAAUAGCUCUAUAUUUAUAUAAUGGAUGUUGUGAAAUGAUUAAUAGCAAGAAAUUAUGAUUAUAUUUUCACUUUAGGGAAAAUAAAUAGAAACGCACUUUCGCACAAAUUGAUAUAGAUUUUGUGAGUACCAAAGGCACCUGUGUUUCUGCCUUAUCCACCUCCUAUCAGCUGGAUCUUACUGAGUUUGUUUACAUGGAAGCCAACGAAAUUUAUUCUGCUAUCAUUACACCAUUGUCAGCGGUUAAGCUUUCUGAGAAUCCUGGAAAGUUAAACUCCAAUGUGCUUAAAUUAAACUAGUCUUUUAAGCCUGCAAGAUAAAUAUGGCUUCUACUAUAAACUAAACAUAUCAGAAACCAGAAAACCAAACAACUAAAAUUUUUUGUAAUCUUCUACAAAAAUAAAGCAAACUGAACAUAAAUUGACUUCCAUUGCUUGUGCAAUAACAGACAACACAUAAAAAUGAAUUAUCCAUAAUCACAAGUUAAGUUUUAUCCCAGCAUCAAUCUCAUUAAAUAUUACUUGGCAGCCAAAUGGAGAAUCAGAUCAGAGGUUUUCUGCUUGUGUCAACUACACAUGGAGGAGUUUGCUUUAAAGUGAAAGCCGAUGCCAAUCCUUUCUUAAGAUUCUUACUGUACAUAAUAAUCUUGUCAUUAACAUACUCUGGUAGAAGCAGGUGAAGCCAGGAGUGUAGAAUGUAUUUUAAUGUAAACAAAAGUAUGUUUAUUAAAAUAAAUCCUAUUAUUGUUAAGAGUGAUUUUACACAUCAUAUGAUUUGGCAAGAAUCUAAAAUGUUACUUCAAUGAUAUAUCUGAAAGUUGAUUUUUAUGAUCAGAGUGCAUAUAUUGUUUGUUUAAUAGAGGUAAAGCAUGAAGUCUGAACAAUGUUGCAUAUUUUUUCCCAUUAGUAUCUACUAUGGCAGAAAGGUAUUUAUUAUACAGAAACGCUUUUGGAUAAUUAUCUUUUGCGUGGAGUAGUAGAUCAGAAUCUUAUGUACAAGUGUGAAGAACUUGCUUUGUAAUACAGAUGGUGUAGCCGGAAUUAGAAAUUGCAAAUAUCAUCUGCAUGACAUGGCUUGCAUAUUUUCUGGUUCUCAGUCCCAUCAAACAUAUCUAGAAUGUUUUCAGUAAUUAUUAGGUGAAAAUAAUCAGAAACUUCAAAUUCCCAUAAAAGUGAAAAAAUAUCUCAUUAACAUUUCUGAAUAAUCUGAAAAGCAUACCAUAUUAGUACAGAGCAUGCUUGAGGAAUCCAAACUGCCUACUAAUAUUAUGAGAUUUGCAGCUAUUCGUGUGAGUCCCUGCAUUUUCAGUCACUCCAAGAUACUGUAUGGAACGCCUUUUUUGUUUUUUUCUCAUUAUCUGCAAAAGGUUUCCACCAUUACAGAUUAAUAAAGGUAUCAUAGUUCCCUUACUCUACAUUUGAUAUUCACUUCCUGGAAUAAGAUCCAUCAUUAGUAAAACAUAAAAAUCUCAUUAUUGCUAAACAGUUGUUAAAUAGUGUAAUUUGCUUUUACAUGACUUUUAUUGUAUGUUGUUGGCAGAUGCUGGAAUUUAUUGAAAUAGCCUAAAAUGAAAGAGUUUACACGCAUUUUUCGGACUCUGACCAUUUCACUAUGGCAUAAAUGCAAACUCUUCCCUGUUUUUCAUCCCACCUCCCAGUCUUAUGGUUUUUGAUUUUUAGCAUUUACUUAGGGAAGCAUUUAUCAGCAGUAAAUGAAAUGUUUUGAAUCAAUGAAACUUAAAUUGUGCAAAUUUCAUUCCUCCAUCUUUAGUAAUUUUCAUUUCCCCACAUUUAGUAAAUAAUUUUUUUUUAAUUUUUAUCUUUUAAAUGUUUUAAUUUUUCUACACAUUUAUGGAACUUUGCAUGAAGGUUCAAACCAGGUUUUGUCAGUUAAUAUUUGUAUUUAAUUUUGUUUUACUUCAGUAUAUGGUACAUUACUAAGUUUAUAUUCAUACUAUAGUAAUAGAUGUGGUAAAAAUAACAUUAAAGAAAUUUAGUGGGGUCUAAAGGUGAUAAAUGGUAUAAGUAGGAAAACAUUUGUUCUGAGGAAGACAGAUAUUCUGUAAUAUUCUAAUUACUGUAUAAUGGGACUGAUCAACUAAAUUAGAAAUACAAAUAAUUUUUAAUAAAGAUUAUGAGAUAAAUUUUAAAUGUAAAUACCAAAUUGAUUGUUAUUUAAUCAUGUUUCAAAAAUUUUUUUAUUAGCUCACAUAGAUCUCUGGAAUGUGGUAUUAAAUUGGAUUAUUUAAUUAAGGCAAAGCAUUUGAGAGCACUAUUUACAAGACUUUCGUAGUUCACGGAUAUUGCACUACUGAAUUUGUACAUUAGAUUUCAUUUAUGUUUUACAUUUAAAAUGGUCAUUAUUAUUAAUGAAUUAGCUAUUAUUAUUAUUAUUAUAUAUAUAAAGGUAACAUAAGUGGUGUUUUUAAUUCUGUAAAUUUUCACAAUUAUAUAAUUUUAUAAAUGUACUUUAAAAUUAUUUUGUAAUUUGUAAUUGAAUGUAAUUUCUUGUAUUUUUGCUACUGUUGUUAAUAAAGUAGUUUAAAAAGAA
Stegodyphus dumicola is the source of this 8170-nucleotide messenger RNA. RefSeq lists its product as uncharacterized. Gene Ontology annotation, cellular component: nucleus. Gene Ontology annotation, molecular function: RNA polymerase II cis-regulatory region sequence-specific DNA binding; DNA-binding transcription factor activity, RNA polymerase II-specific. Gene Ontology annotation, biological process: positive regulation of transcription by RNA polymerase II; mitotic cell cycle. NCBI's taxonomy places the organism in Eukaryota, Metazoa, Arthropoda, Arachnida, Araneae, Eresidae. The record is from RefSeq and is a predicted model, not a curated record.